This is a messenger RNA of Cercocebus atys (sooty mangabey), 3618 nucleotides long. It is a transcript of the gene LNX1, whose product is annotated as ligand of numb-protein X 1, E3 ubiquitin protein ligase. NCBI's taxonomy places the organism in Eukaryota, Metazoa, Chordata, Mammalia, Primates, Cercopithecidae. The coding region runs from base 1116 to 3011 and encodes 631 amino acids. Gene Ontology annotation, molecular function: ubiquitin-protein transferase activity; protein binding; metal ion binding. The transcript is spliced from 10 exons. The record is from RefSeq and is a predicted model, not a curated record. Gene Ontology annotation, cellular component: cytoplasm. Gene Ontology annotation, biological process: ubiquitin-dependent protein catabolic process.
GCAAAAUGGAAUUUAAUCUUCUUGAAUAUGGGGUAAGAGAGCGUCCUGGGGGCUUCUGUGGCAUUCCAGAGCUUAGGCCUGCAAAGAAGUCUUAGUGUGGAGGCCGGUAGCACAGUCUCAAAUCCCAGGUCUUAAAGCUGGAAGAGGGGAGGUGGCCCAGUCCCUGACAAACCAGGCAGGUAAGGCAUCAUUAGCGCCAUUUCAAAGGGAAGGUGACUGAGGCUUGGGAGCUUAAAUGAAACAGCAAGGGUCAUACAGCUGGUUUCAGAGCUCAAUUCAAUCCCCUCAGGGAGAAGGAAGAAUGGAGUGACUCAUUUCCUCACCAAACAGGAACUUGUACGUUGUUUUGACAGAACUUUAUGUCUAUCCAGGCUCUUUGUUAUUCUGACAGAGAAUGGCACAGCCUAUUCUUCUCUAGAGCCAAUUUUCAAAAUUAGCAAGGAAGCUGUCACUGUCGCAUCUCUUUCAUGUGUCAGUGUAGUCAAGACGGUGAUCGGUGAAAUGUUUUAAAUCGUACUCUAAAUAUACAUACAGUGCUGGAGGAAGGUGGGGUUGGUUCAUGUUUCAGCCGCUCCUGUGUUAUAAUAUCUGAACGCUUGCUUUAAGCUCAGAUCUCCAGGCUGCUCCAAAGAUGGGAAUUUCUUACAGUGUCGCUCUAGCAAACUGGAGGGCAGCUUUUCAUUGUCUAAUUAUUCACACGUGGGGUCUGAAUGUGCCAUGCUCAUGCCCUCUUCCAACACACUUUAACUCCCAGCCUGUCUGCUCCCAGCCGGUGAUGUAAAUGUACCAGCUGCUUCCUAAGAACCAGUCCGCAUCCUGCAGGAGGGGCUGGUUCCUUUCCUGGGCAUCAGCCUGCCUGCUCUCAGCCUAAGCUCUCUCGCCAACCAUGGUGGCUCCUUGCAUUCCUACAUCCUCUUAUCUGAGAAUCAGAGAGCAUAAUCUUCUUACGGGCCCGUGAUUUAUUAACGUGGCUUAAUCUAAAGGUUCUCAGUCAAAUUCUUUAUGAUCUACUGAUUGUGGGGGCAUGGCAAGGUUUGCUUGAAGGAGCUUGGCUGGUUUGGGCCCUUGUAGCUGACAGAAGGUGGCCAGGGAGAAGGCAGCACACUGCUCGGAGAAUGAAGGCGCUUCUGCUGCUGGUCUUGCCUUGGCUCAGUCCUGCUAACUACAUUGACAAUGUGGGCAACCUGCACUUCCUGUAUUCGGAACUCUGUAAAGGUGCCUCCCACUACGGCCUGACCAAAGACAGGAAGAGGCGCUCACAAGAUGGCUGUCCAGAUGGCUGUGCAAGCCUCACAGCCAUGGCUCCCUCCCCAGAGGUUUCUGCAGCUGCCACCAUCUCCUUAAUGACAGACGAGCCUGGCCUAGACAACCCUGCCUACGUGUCCUCGGCGGAGGACGGGCAGCCAGCAGUCAGCCCAGUGGACUCUGGACGGAGCAACCGAACUAGGGCACGGCCCUUUGAGAGAUCCACUAUUAGAAGCAGAUCUUUUAAAAAAAUAAAUCGAGCUUUGAGUGUUCUUCGAAGGACAAAGAGCGGGAGUGCGGUUGCCAACCACGCUGACCAGGGCAGGGAAAAUUCUGAAAACACCACUGCCCCUGAAGUCUUUCCGAGGUUGUACCACCUGAUUCCAGAUGGCGAAAUUACCAGCAUCAAGAUCAAUCGAGUAGAUCCCAGUGAAAGCCUCUCCAUUAGGCUGGUGGGAGGUAGCGAAACCCCACUGGUCCAUAUCAUUAUCCAACACAUUUAUCGUGAUGGGGUGAUUGCCAGAGACGGCCGGCUACUUCCAGGAGACAUCAUUCUAAAGGUCAACGGGAUGGACAUCAGCAACGUCCCUCACAACUAUGCCGUGCGUCUCCUGCGGCAGCCCUGCCAGGUGCUGUGGCUGACUGUGCUGCGUGAACAGAAGUUCCGCAGCAGGAACAAUGGACAGGCCCUGGAUGCCUACGGAUCCCGGGAUGACAGCUUCCAUGUGAUUCUCAACAAAAGUAGCCCCGAGGAGCAGCUUGGAAUAAAACUGGUGCGCAAGGUGGAUGAGCCUGGGGUUUUCAUCUUCAAUGUCCUGGAUGGCGGUGUGGCAGAUCGACAUGGUCAGCUCGAGGAGAACGACCGCGUGUUAGCCAUCAACGGACAUGACCUUCGAUAUGGCAGCCCAGAAAGUGCGGCUCAUCUGAUUCAGGCCAGUGAAAGACGUGUUCACCUCAUCGUGUCCCGCCAGGUUCGGCGGAGCCCUGACAUCUUUCAGGAAGCCAGCUGGAACAGCAAUGGCAGCUGGUCCCCAGGGCCAGGGGAGAGGAGCAACACUCCCAAGCCCCUCCAUCCUAAAAUUACUUGUCAUGAGAAGGUGGUAAAUAUCCAAAAAGACCCCAGCGAAUCUCUCGGCAUGACCGUCGCAGGGGGAGCGUCGCAUAGAGAAUGGGAUUUGCCUAUCUAUGUCAUCAGUGUUGAGCCCGGAGGAGUCAUAAGCAGAGAUGGAAGAAUAAAAACAGGUGACAUUUUGUUGAAUGUGGAUGGGGUCGAACUGACGGAGGUUAGCCGGAGUGAGGCAGUGGCAUUAUUGAAAAGAACAUCGUCCUCGAUAGUACUCAAAGCUUUGGAAGUUAAAGAGUGUGAGCCCCAGGAAGACUGCAGCAGCCCAGCAGCACUGGACUCCAACCACAACAUGGCCCCACCCAGUGACUGGUCCCCAUCCUGGGUCAUGUGGCUGGAAUUACCACGGUGCUUGUAUAACUGUAAAGACAUUAUAUUACGAAGAAACACAGCUGGAAGUCUGGGCUUCUGCAUUGUAGGAGGUUAUGAAGAAUACAAUGGAAACAAACCUUUUUUCAUCAAAUCCAUUGUUGAAGGAACACCAGCAUACAAUGAUGGAAGAAUUAGAUGUGGUGAUAUUCUUCUUGCUGUCAAUGGUAGAAGUACAUCAGGAAUGAUACAUGCUUGCUUGGCAAGACUGCUGAAAGAACUUAAAGGAAGAAUUACUCUAACUAUUGUUUCUUGGCCUGGCACUUUUUUAUAGAAUCAAUGAUGGGUCAGAGAAAAACAUAAAAAUCACAAAUAGGCUAAGUUGAAACACUGUAUUUAUCUUGUCAGUUUUUAUAUGUAAAUACACUGUUAAAAUGUCAGGAAAAGUAUGAUCUAAUGAAAGUCAGUUGCACCUCAGAAAAUACGAUUCCAACAAUAUUAAAACUAAGUUUUUUUUCAGUGUGGAGGAUUUCUCAUUACUCUACAACUUUGUUUAUAUUUUUUCUAUUCAGUAAAAAGCCCUAAACAGCUAAAAUGAUUUGUAUACCCCACUGAAUUCAACUUGAUUUAAAUUUAAAAUUUGGUAUAUGCUGAAAUCUGCCAAGGGUACAUUAUGACCAUUUUUAAUUUACAGCUAAAAGAUUUUUUUAAAUGCAUUGCUGAGAAACAAUGCUUUCAUCAAACAAGAAAUAAAUAUUUUUCAGAAAUUAUAGUUGUCUUUUAGUAUGUGAUACUAAUUAAGAUUACUUGUAUUAUCACCAUUUAAAAGAUCCUAGUAAUUUAUCCUUUCAAAUACCAUGUUAUUUGUUACCAUCACUGACAAAUGUCUUCUAGGGCUAUCCCUAAAAAUGCUCAGAGAAUUAUAAACUUGUUUUGUUUUA